Molecule: messenger RNA, 5649 nt
Organism: Cercocebus atys (sooty mangabey)
Lineage: Eukaryota; Metazoa; Chordata; Mammalia; Primates; Cercopithecidae
Gene: CACNA2D3
Product: calcium channel, voltage-dependent, alpha 2/delta subunit 3
Exons: 37
Coding region: 2335-5328 (997 amino acids)
Cellular component (GO): voltage-gated calcium channel complex
Molecular function (GO): voltage-gated calcium channel activity
Source: RefSeq, a predicted model, not a curated record
CAGAUUAAUUGGAGAAAGUGCAUACACAUUUAUUUCAUCAUUGUUUUUUGUUAUACAGGAGCCCUCGGAAUGAAGACCCAGCCCACAGUGGGGCGCAGAAGCUGAUAUACCAUCUUGAGGUUACAGAAAAGAUAGAGGCUUGGCAAAACAGGUCAUUGGAGGGGAAGAAGAGGAAAUUUGUUGUGGUGCAGUAAAUGAUUACUAGGGAGAAGUCAGUGGGCUUGAAGAGCGCACAAUGUCUGGAACAAAGUCUUUUGGGCCCAAAGAGUGGACCAUUGUUUGAUAUAGAAGUCUGUCCAGGUAUGUUGGCAGACUGUAGUUUUCCUUCCUGAGAUAUGGGUUCAGUUAAUGAAAACUCAAGGAAGGAACUGGAGGGAGUUGUUUUCUUCUUUGGUAUAUCCAGACUUUAGGCCGAUAAGGAACUUCAGAGAAUGCUGUGCAUUGCCUAGCUUUGGGGGUCCUUUUCAGUUCAGCUUGCACAAAGCACGGUAUUUUGGGGUGUGCGUUUCUGAACCCCAACACACUUUUUCGUGUUCUAUGGUGUUACAAUGGCUGUGGAGUUCAUUUGUCCUAAGUGUGAACAUCCAGCCAGAUUAUUGGCUUUUCUUCUUGCCUUGCUCCAGGAUUCUGUUUUUCCAAAUGGUUUGCUUAGUUUCAAAUUUCCCUUUUAUGUGUUUAAGGAACAAACGGUUCUCCUGGACCACAGCCAUGAAUGCCCUGACUCAUUCUGCCUUCGAUGUGUUUCUUUUCACAUCCUUGAAGCUUUUCUUUUUGUGUGGCAGCAAUUCCUUGCUGUUAUCUUAUUUUCUGAUUUCUUUUGAAGGGAUAAUGAUGGUGGCCAAUUUGUGCAUUUUAUAAUGUUUUAAUUCACGUGUGCUCCUACUAAAGCUGAUGCUGGAAACAAAUGGUAUGCACACCUGAGUUGUUCUGAUUUAGCCUUAAAAUCUGUUUCCCGCACGAGUCUGUAUAUUGUGGUGUCAUUAGCUUGUGUAGCUUUUUGAUGUCAUUGUCAUCUCACUGUUAGCAAUACAAAAACAUUUUCUUUUGGCAUAUUUAUAUCCAGUUUUAAAACUACCUGGUAUUUAUUCAUUACCAGGUAAUUUAUAGUCUUCCUUUGUUGAUUUUUUUUUUUUAAACCUUGCCUUUUAGCAGUACAUGAACUUUGCCUAACCUGCCGCCAGAAAGUGUUGCUUUCUCCUUUGGUUGAGGUUGGGGGAGUGCUCUGGAGGUGUUGGUGGUGAUUAUUUCAGGCAGUCCAGUGUGGGAUUAGGGAGCUGGAGUCAAAAGUUAGAAGGGCCAGGGUUUCCAGUAUAGCCCCAGACAUCCUGGCUGGGUGGCCCAGAAUCUCAGGCUCCUUCUCUGCAACUUGCAGAUGAUAGUAGGUUACUGGGAGGCAGCUGUGUCAAAUGCGUGUGAAAUGUUGAGCUUAUGCCUUCCAAAGAGUGAGUCCGCCAUAAAUGGUAGCUGUUAACAUGAUGCCAAGGAAAAGGUGGGUAAAUCCAUUGUAUCUGCUCCACAGCAUGAGUCUCUCCCUACAAACUCCACCUCUCCCAGCUCCUUAAGCAUAAAUACCAUCUAUCUAACUAUGCCAGUUUUCAUGAGCUCAAGCUAUUUUUGACCUAAAAUGCUGUGACUCGUUACAAUUUCAGCCUUCAAAUUCAGGGUUUUUUAUCUGUGGCUCGUUAUUUUGGGUCUUGGACCGACGUUAUUUUACAAGAAAAAUUUGGCAGGACGUCUUCAGUUUCCUCAGUUUCACUCCUAGUAACAGAAGUGGUAGGUGGAACAGUCACAUUUCAGGACUAGGUUGCUCCCCAUCCAGGAGGGGUUUUAUCCUCUCAAAAAGCCAACUCCUCGGGCUUUUUUAAUGGAGUAGUUCACUUGGGAAGACUGUUGGCUUUGGUGAAGUAUCCUGCCCCCACACUUGUAUCCUGCUGUUAUGAAGCUUCCUUACGAGUUUCAUUUUUAGGAAACGUCUUCUUUAGUGAAAACCAUCAUAUAUGGUGAUGAUGCUGUUUCAAAAGUUGAUCAAGGGCCUGAAACAAAUGCUGUGUGAUGGGUGCGGAGUGCUCUACUUCACGCUCUUCUGAUUGCUGCUGAGGCGACGUUUUCUUAAUUUCACUGGUUUCUGUGUGGUUGGAUUCCUACUUCUUUGUCCCCUAUAUUUAUCUUUAACCUCAAGUGAAUGUUGCUGCCUUUGUUGUUCAUGAGCAAUGUACACUCUUGAAUUCCAGCUCUGUGAAAUCGGUACAAAAUGAGAAAUACAAAGAGUAUGAGAAAGACGUUGCCAUAGAAGAAAUCGAUGGUCUCCAACUGGUAAAGAAGCUGGCAAAGAACAUGGAAGAGAUGUUUCACAAGAAGUCUGAGGCAGUCAGGCGUCUGGUGGAGGCUGCAGAAGAAGCACACCUGAAACAUGAAUUUGAUGCAGACUUACAGUAUGAAUACUUCAAUGCUGUGCUGAUAAAUGAAAGGGACAAAGACGGGAAUUUUUUGGAGCUGGGAAAGGAAUUCAUCUUAGCCCCAAAUGACCAUUUUAAUAAUUUGCCUGUGAACAUCAGUCUAAGUGACGUCCAAGUACCAACGAACAUGUACAACAAAGACCCUGCAAUUGUCAAUGGGGUUUAUUGGUCUGAAUCCCUAAACAAAGUUUUUGUAGAUAACUUUGACCGUGACCCGUCUCUCAUAUGGCAGUACUUCGGAAGUGCAAAGGGCUUUUUUAGGCAGUAUCCGGGGAUUAAAUGGGAACCAGAUGAGAAUGGAGUCAUUGCCUUUGACUGCAGGAACCGAAAAUGGUACAUCCAGGCAGCAACUUCUCCGAAAGACGUGGUCAUUUUAGUUGACGUCAGUGGCAGCAUGAAAGGACUCCGCCUGACUAUCGCGAAGCAAACAGUCUCAUCCAUUUUGGAUACACUUGGGGAUGAUGACUUCUUCAACAUAAUUGCUUAUAAUGAGGAGCUUCACUAUGUGGAACCUUGCCUGAAUGGAACUUUGGUGCAAGCCGACAGGACAAACAAAGAGCACUUCAGGGAGCAUCUGGACAAACUUUUUGCCAAAGGAAUUGGAAUGUUGGAUAUAGCUCUGAAUGAGGCCUUCAACAUUCUGAGUGAUUUCAACCACACGGGACAAGGAAGUAUCUGCAGUCAGGCCAUCAUGCUCAUAACUGAUGGGGCGGUGGACACCUACGAUACAAUCUUUGCAAAAUACAAUUGGCCAGAUAGAAAGGUUCGCAUCUUCACAUACCUCAUUGGACGAGAGGCUGCAUUUGCAGACAAUCUAAAGUGGAUGGCCUGUGCCAACAAAGGAUUUUUUACUCAAAUCUCCACCUUGGCUGAUGUGCAGGAGAAUGUCAUGGAAUACCUUCACGUGCUCAGCCGGCCCAAAGUCAUCGACCAGGAGCAUGAUGUGGUGUGGACUGAAGCUUACAUCGACAGCACUCUCCCUCAGGCACAAAAGCUGACUGAUGAUCAGGGCCCCGUCCUGAUGACCACUGUAGCCAUGCCUGUGUUUAGUAAGCAGAACGAAACCAGAUCGAAGGGCAUUCUCCUGGGAGUGGUUGGCACAGAUGUCCCAGUGAAAGAACUUCUGAAGACCAUCCCCAAAUACAAGUUAGGGAUUCACGGUUAUGCCUUUGCAAUCACAAAUAAUGGAUAUAUCCUGACGCAUCCAGAACUCAGGCUGCUGUAUGAAGAAGGAAAAAAGCGAAGGAAACCUAACUAUAGUAGCGUUGACCUCUCUGAGGUGGAGUGGGAAGACCGAGAUGACGUGUUGAGAAAUGCUAUGGUGAAUCGAAAGACGGGGAAGUUUUCCAUGGAGGUGAAGAAGACAGUGGACAAAGGGAAACGGGUUUUGGUGAUGACAAAUGACUACUAUUAUACAGACAUCAAGGGUACUCCUUUCAGUUUAGGUGUGGCGCUCUCCAGAGGUCAUGGGAAAUAUUUCUUCCGAGGGAAUGUAACCAUCGAAGAAGGCCUGCAUGACUUAGAACAUCCCGAUGUGUCCUUGGCAGAUGAAUGGUCCUACUGCAACACUGACCUACACCCUGAGCACCGCCAUCUGUCUCAGUUGGAAGCGAUUAAGCUCUACCUCAAAGGCAAAGAACCUCUGCUCCAGUGUGAUAAAGAAUUGAUCCAAGAAGUCCUUUUUGAUGCCGUGGUGAGUGCCCCCAUUGAAGCAUAUUGGACCAGCCUGGCCCUCAACAAAUCUGAGAAUUCUGACAAGGGCGUGGAGGUUGCCUUCCUCGGCACUCGCACGGGCCUCUCCAGAAUCAACCUGUUUGUCGGAGCUGAGCAACUCACCAAUCAGGACUUCCUGAAAGCAGGCGACAAGGAGAACAUUUUUAACGCAGACCAUUUCCCUCUCUGGUACCGAAGAGCCGCUGAGCAGAUUCCAGGGAGCUUCGUCUACUCGAUCCCGUUCAGCACUGGACCAGUCAAUAAAAGCAAUGUGGUGACCGCGAGUACAUCCAUCCAGCUCCUGGAUGAACGGAAAUCUCCUGUGGUGGCAGCUGUAGGCAUUCAGAUGAAACUUGAAUUUUUCCAAAGGAAGUUCUGGACUGCCAGCAGACAGUGUGCCUCCCUGGAUGGCAAAUGCUCCAUCAGCUGCGAUGAUGAGACUGUGAACUGUUACCUCAUAGACAAUAAUGGAUUUAUUUUGGUGUCUGAAGACUACACACAGACUGGAGACUUUUUUGGUGAGAUCGAGGGAGCUGUGAUGAACAAAUUGCUAACAAUGGGCUCCUUUAAAAGAAUUACCCUUUAUGACUACCAAGCCAUGUGUAGAGCCAACAAGGAAAGCAGCGAUGGCGCCCAUGGCCUCCUGGAUCCUUAUAAUGCCUUCCUCUCUGCAGUAAAAUGGAUCAUGACAGAACUUGUCUUGUUCCUGGUGGAGUUUAACCUCUGCAGUUGGUGGCACUCCGAUAUGACAGCUAAAGCCCAGAAAUUGAAACAGACCCUGGAGCCUUGUGAUACUGAAUAUCCGGCAUUUGUCUCUGAGCGCACCAUCAAGGAGACUACAGGGAAUAUUGCUUGUGAAGACUGCUCCAAGUCCUUUGUCAUCCAGCAAAUCCCAAGCAGCAACCUGUUCAUGGUGGUGGUGGACAGCAGCUGCCUCUGUGAAUCUGUGGCCCCCAUCACCAUGGCGCCCAUUGAAAUCAGGUAUAAUGAAUCCCUUAAGUGUGAACGUCUAAAGGCCCAGAAGAUCAGAAGGCGCCCGGAAUCUUGUCAUGGCUUCCAUCCUGAGGAGAAUGCAAGGGAGUGUGGGGGUGCGCCGAGUCUCCGGGCCCAGACAGUCCUUCUUCUGCUCCCUCUGCUUUUGAUGCUCUUCUCAAGGUGACACUGACUGAGAUGUUCUCUUGGCAUGCUAAAUCAUGGAUAAACUGUGAACCAAAAUAUGGUGCAACAUACGAGACAUGAAUAUAGUCCAACCAUCAGCAUCUCCUCAUGAUUUUAAACUGUGCGUGAUAUAAACUCUUAAGAUAUGUUGACAAAAAGUUAUCUUUUUACUUUGCCAGUCAUGCAAAUGUGAGUUUGCCACAUGAUAAUCACCCUUCAUCAGAAAUGGGACUGCAAGUGAUAGGCAGUGUCCCUUCUGCUUGAAACCUAUUGAAACCAAUUUAAAACUGUGUACUUUUUAAAUAAAGUAUAUGAAAAUCAA